Messenger RNA from Porites lobata, 3509 nucleotides. Lineage: Eukaryota; Metazoa; Cnidaria; Anthozoa; Scleractinia; Poritidae. The record is from the annotation of a GenBank genome assembly.
GAGCCAACUUUUGAUGAGCAGUUCAAAACGUUCCACAAGUGUCUCACUAAACAUUACAAGGAUGGAGGGCAGCGGCUAUACGAACCUGCAGACAUGGAAAAAUUUGCCAACAAGUGCACCCCUGGAUUGUUCGACCGUGCCUUGUGUCUAGUCAAGAAUGAUGAAAAACAACAGCUUUCUAAGAAAAGACAUGAAAUACUGAGACUGCGAGUUGUGGCACUGCUUCAUCAGCUGUCUUACUUUAGAAACCAAGUGUGUAUAAUAAUAAUAAAAAAUAAAAUAAAUAAUAAUACUAAUAAUGAUAAUGGUAAUGAUAAUGAUAAUAAUAAUAAUAGUAAUAAUAAUAAUAACAGGAACCAUACUUUAGAAAGACACUUAAAUUAAAUUAAACACCAUGGUGUGUAAUAGACACAAGUGUUGCUUGUUUGUUUUCAACAGAAAAACAAUCCCUUACAACAAGACUGUGGGUUGCACUUGUCCUUUCAUGGUGCCAGUGAUGAUGCUUUGACAGCUGGCUCACUUCUAGGAUUUAGCACUCACCCGAGAAGUGUGCUAAAUCAUAAAAAAGGAUUGUCUGGAAAAAGCAUUCACAAGACACAAGCGAUCGUUGAGAGUGCCAUAAAGGUACAUGUAUUUACAUACUGAAACAAUUCAUUAUUAAACAUCUGCCACCGCACAACACCCUGGCCAAAACAAUAAGUUGACAAAAGGUAAGGUGGCUGGAUGUAAAGAAGAAGGGGCUAAAUAGAAGGCACAAGGACCUUGUAACAAGGAGACAAAAACAACAAAAAUAGAGUGAUUUUAUUUGAACCGUGAAACAGAUAUUAACAAACAGUGCAAAAUAGCGAGAGGUAAACAAAAGAAGACAAUGGAAUUAAUACAUAAUAGUGCGUAGUAUUCUUCUACUUGUUUCACGGUUUAAGUAAAAUGACUUUAAUUUAUCAGUCCAUAGAUGUACACUGAUCCAGUUAAAAAUUUCCUCCCCAACAGAACAACAACUUCCUCCUGCUCAUUAUAGAUGAUUUUCAUUGUGUCCAGUCUAUAAAAGACCCCAAACAGAGCCAGCUGAGCAAGUGCCUUCACAUGUGUACUGGAGUAGUGGAUCACCAAGAAUCUAUACCGGCAAUGCCAACAACAAGAAAUGUCCACCGGGUUGUACCUGUCCGAAUUGCUGGGGGUGCAAUUGUUAACUGCCGGGGAGGAAUUGAUGCCAACAAAGUGAACGAGUUGUUUCAAGAGCAUUUGUCAAAUUAUUUUACAUUCAGUUAUUUAGACUCUCUACCUGCUGAUUUCAGCCAGUUUGACCUGACAAAUGUAAACAAAAGUUUAGUUGAAUUAAGGUAUGAUUUACAACAAAUCAGAAACCUAAAAGUCAAGGUAGUGGUCUAAUAGUUAUUGGGUGCCACAAGCUGGUACAAAAAGAAUAAUAUAACACUUUUAAGUAAUAGAUUUUAGUAAUGUAUUUCAUCCAAACUUUUCAUGCCAUUUAACACUUUGGCAUAAAUCAAUGCCACAGAAAUUUUACAAUUAACUGGCACCAUAAAUAUCUUUAUUAUAAAUUCCUCCUCAAAAAUGAAAUUGUCAACUCCAAAUGUCAAUAACUAGUUUUACAUACAGCCCAUCAUAAAUUUUUUCCACAUACCACUUUGCAUUGUCUCACAAUGUAGGAAUUUGAAAGGGAAAAUUUAAGAUUGAAUGGAUAAUUGACUUUCAACAAAUGUUGCAUAAGGGUGCCAAAAAAGAGCAUGUACAAUGUUUCAUGAUACAAACAAUAACAAAUACCUUGUAGAGUGUAUACAGAUGAGGCCAGACAUGACUUGGAUUUGCUGUCCAACACUUGGCUAGUUGAUGAAUUUGAACAGUCCCUUAAGAGCAUGGCAAAUUAUAGACAAGCAAUGCAGCACCUCAAUGAAGUUUGCCCAUCACUAAGCAAAUACAUGGAAAAGAACCUACUGCUCUUAGCUGGUGAUUGGCCAACAUGGUACUACAACAAGAAGAUUAUAUGCCAGGUUUGGCUUAACAUUUUUAAAACACUUUUAGCAUAAGGAACAAUAAUGAGCAAGGGAUGGCACAAUGGUGAGAGCACUCGCCUCCCACCAAUGUGGCCUGGGUUCAAAUCCCAGCAUCGACGCCAUAUGUGGGUUGAGUUUGUUGUUGGUUCUCUCCUUUGCUCCGAGGGUUUUUUUUUUCGCUGUGCACUCCGGUUUUCCCCUCUCCUCAAAAACUAACGCUGCCAAAUUACAAUUCGACUGAGAAUUAGGUACACAAGGACCACUUUGUGGAUGUGCUACCUCUGAAUCAAUAUAUAUUUAAUAUAAUAUUCACAGUAUAUUUCUGAAGUGAAAUAUUUCAUGCGUAAUGGGCAGUGAAUAUUUUACAACAACUUCUCUGUACUUGGUCAGAUUGAAAAUCUUUGAACAGGUUAAAUUUCAUAGAAGACAUUUACAUAAAAUUCAGGGAAACUGAGCUGGUAGAAAUUUCGUAACUGCUUUGCGUGUGACUUCACGGCUCAUUACGCAUGCAAGAAUGCAGAGAUGAAUCUGAAAUCUACAACUACCAACGGAUUCAACUUUCAAAUAAUGAAUUCAUUAAUGUAAUCUUGGGGGUUAUGCUUGACUUGACUGUAACACAUUACAAAGGAAAAAAAAGUUUCAACCAAAGAUAAAAAUGAGCCACAACACAUACUCAAGGGUAAAUAUUAUUCAAAACUUGGGCAGUCCCACUAAGAGAACUGCAUUUCAGGAGCAACAAAAAGAAACUACAGGUACGUAAACAAAUACACACUGAGAGAGUCCACUCUAGUUAAACAGAAAACAUUUACAUGUCUGUUAUUCUUAAUUACUUAAUAGUAAUUAAUAGUACAUAAAAUUUUAAAGUAAGAAUAAUUAUUUUAUACUUUCAAAGUUUGAUUAUGAACAUUAGCUAAAAAAAAGUUGCUUACUCUACAGUGGAAACCCGAUGUUGACCCAGACAGAGUAUUGUCAGUGGUGCCAUGGCAGGGGCCCUUCCAUAUCUGUCUGAACUCACACGAAGAUGUUGUGGCAAAUUUCCGCUGUUUUUUUGAAAAGCUGUACAAACACUUGUUUGGUCAAAGAAAAGUGUUGCCUUCCAAGCCUAAACCACACAGAAUUUCGACUCUCAUCACUACAGCAUUUGGUGGAUGGCUGACUGUAAAAACCGCUGUUCUACCUGCAUUUGGACAAUGUAAAGACCCAGAAUAUGUCCUUCUUGUGUUUCUCCUGGAUGAAUUGGUUCCACUUGUGUUUUACUUUUAUUCAGUUAUCUUUCGAGGUGGUGACCAAAGGAAGUGGGUUGAUGCCAUGAUACGGUUAGCCCUCAUGUUUAUCAUCCAAAGGCGGCGUCACUAUGACAAGGCCACCCUGUGUCAGUUGAGCGACCUUGUACACCAGCAAGAGGCCAUUCCCACCUUCCAGGAGCUACUGGAGCAAUGGCUCAAUGAGCUAACAGAAAAGAAAGUGGAAGUUUUCCAUUCACUUCUUCGAAGGUAA